Messenger RNA from Amaranthus tricolor (Joseph's coat), 676 nucleotides. Its product is annotated as MICOS complex subunit MIC10-like. The record is from RefSeq and is a predicted model, not a curated record. The coding region runs from base 135 to 413 and encodes 92 amino acids. Gene Ontology annotation, cellular component: mitochondrion; mitochondrial inner membrane; MICOS complex. The transcript has 3 exons. Lineage: Eukaryota; Viridiplantae; Streptophyta; Magnoliopsida; Caryophyllales; Amaranthaceae.
AUUGCCAAUACCCUUGUUUUCUGAUCCUCAAGAAGUCCGAAGAAACAUAUUCCAUUCAACGAAAAACAAAAGAGAAGCAAACAAUUUUUCAAUAAAAAGCAGAAAAUCAAAGGAAGAAGAAGAAAUUCUGUACAAUGGCGGAAAAUAGAAAAGAAUACAACUUGGAUGCAAAAUGGGAUGCUUGUCUUGAUCUCUCCCUUCGUCGCUUCGUUUAUUCCUCCCUUACUGGCGCUUUUACUGGCCUCCUCCUUUUCCGAAGUCCUGUGACUCGUUGGGCCUCUGUGGCUUUUGGUGCUGGAGUAGGUCUCGGAUCUGCUUACACAGACUGCUCCAGAUUAUUUGAUAGUCCUGCAGAAAGUUUGGGGGCAUCUUUUGUUUCUGAUGUUCCUGUUUCCCAGGAUGCCCAAGAAUGACUCCGGAGUCGCAUUACAUAUAUGGAAGAAUCAGUGAGGGUGGCUUGUUACUUCACUUCAUUUCACUCUUUUUUAAUAUUCCAAUUGUAGUACCUAAAAUUGUUUUGAUGGGUCAUUGUAUUUGUACCCCUAAUGUACUGCAAAUUUUAUCAUGAAACUAUUCCUUUUGUGUUGUAAUCUUACUAAUGAUUUGGAGUUCCAAUCAAGAGAAUGGAAAUUGGAAAAAAAGGGAGAAAUAAGAUCUUAUAGCUUAUUUGCUCGGA